AUGUUCUGGACGAGCAAGAGGCCUGUGGUCGCGCUGACAGAGGUCUCUUCGUAUGACAAAGACUCACGGAAUACCUCCCCGGCGGAGGAGACGACACCUUCAGGACGAACAGAGUCUCGAAAGUCGAGUUUCCCAUGGACACUAGAGAAGACGGACAGCGAGUGCAGCCUGGUCGGUGAGCAUAAGCAUGGCUGGAAACCCAUGUCAAUGCGAGCACAGACUCUUCUGCCCUUUACCAUCAUCUCUGCACUCAUUGCAAUCGGCACGGAGCUACUCGCAGUACAAAGCAACCGCGAGGGCGGCUUAGCCCUUGUCCACCAGCCGGAAGACAACACUGCUGCAACCAAUUUCGCCUACCUCUUUCUACCUACAAUAGUUGCUGUGUUUUACAGUAUGAUAUGGAGUUGGGUUGACCUGGAUGUCAAACGGAUCCAACCCUGGCUCGAGUUGUCUGCGACAAACGGCGCUACCGGAAAAGAUUCACUCUUCUCGGAAUAUCCUUACAACUUCAUUGGCUUCGUUCCAUUCAGCGCUGCUAAACGCCGCUUCCAGUGGGCCAUAACCUCGUCGUUUCUGCCUGCAAGUAACCAAUCCGUUUUGCUCGACCAGUCCAUCAUGAACGUCGGGUUUGCGACAACAUGGCUUGGCCAGCCACUUCUGCCUUUUACAACACCCGAUUAUACUCUGUUGCCCUUCAAAGCAUCCCAGUCUCCCGACACUGGUGGGCCGGCGGCGAACUGGACAGGCACGACCACGAAACUGACCACCGAACUUGAGUGUUGGCCCGCGGCUAUCAGCGAUAGCCCAAUCUAUGGCGCCUAUCACUUCAAUAACGGGCGAGGCUGUAAUGCCAGUACGAUAGUCCCAUACAACUCACACGCAGGCAAAUAUCCUUUUAGGUUGCUUUACAUUGGGUAUCACAACGAUGCUCAUGCAGAUUAUUUCCUAGCUGGCCCAACUUGUUCCCGCAAUACGUCAAACCAGUUUUUGGCUAUUUGGAGUGCUUUUGUCGAGGUGGGCAAGACCAACGUAACGGCGGUGUUUUGCGAGGCGACGUACUACAAGCAAAAGGUAUCUGCCACCGUCUCAGGACCUAGAUCUAUUCCGAUUGAGGACAGCAUCAUUCCUCUUGGCCCUCGCGAAACACUUUUGGACACAGAGUUCAACCAUACGGGCCUCCAUUAUCUCCUCGGCAGCGGAGUGUCAGCUGUCGCGACGGAUCGGGAUUGGUAUGCUCACCAUUUCCUGGAGCAGUACACCCGCCUUUAUGACACCGGCUUUUCUUUGCCUGCGUCUCCCAUGGUUGGCUUUGCAGUUGGAUCGGACCCUAGCAAACCGGCCAAAGAUUAUGGCAACCAUACCGCGCUAGGGCAAGCAUUCGUGGCGCCACAAAAGAUGCUCUUUCAUCUGGCUGUCAACAAGGUCCUGGCAGAUGCGGAUGAUGUAGCUCCCACGAAUGGCGCGGCGACAUAUUUUAUGCAUGGGUUCAUCGUCAGUAGACCGAUAUCCAUUGUCGUCGAGACUCUGCUCCUGCUUGUUGGUGCCAUGUCGCUGGCACUCCUCUGGUGUAUUCAAGCCAAGGAGAGUAAGCUACUGGGAGAACCAGGAUCUGUCAGCGCACUGAUUCAGGUUAUCCGGAAGAGCCCAGAGCUGCUUAAUGAGUUCUCUGGGCAGGGAUCUACGCCUGAAGAGAAGCUUCGUAAUGAGUUCGAGGACGAAAGGUUCAGAUUAUGCUGCGGGUGUGAUUCUGCAUCUGGUGCCACAGAACUCAAGGUCUUGGGGUCAGGAGAUCGGCCUGACAGGAUCCUGUCGCUCUUCCGGCCUUCUGCAGGUCAUUACGAACCUGUUGAGCCGCUAGCUCUUCGAACAUGCAGUGGCAUUGCUUUUAUCAUGGCUUUACUGGCAAUGCUAGCUGGGCUUACAUACUUGAAAGUAAAGGAAGAAGCUCUUGGUGUGCUUGCGACUCUGAUAGAGCCAUUCUGGGUGCUGGUAAACCGCCUUCUUUGCGUCCUCCAACCGUUCAAGGACCUUUUCGAAGGUCGAAGCACAAGUAGAGGAUCGGUCGACGCAACCUACACCUCGAUUCCGCCGCAACUCGUGGUCUGGCGCGCACUGCGGGCACGACACUAUAUGCUGGCCAUAGUUUGUAUCAUGGCGCUUCUUUGCGAUGUUCUGGCCGUUGGCCUUGGUGGUCUGUUUAACGAAGGUCCCACGCGUUCUGAAUACUCGAUUCAAUUCAAACACGAUGCGGCACCACGACUAAGUAAUGGCUCCCUCACUACUUUCGCCAACAUGCUCAGGAUGCCCUAUCCGUAUGAGGAGCACUUCUACGUCACUUCAGCCAACAUCACUUUGAACACAACACUCCCGCCUUGGACCUCGACAGAGUACUUCUUCCAGCCAUUCUCCGCAUACCAGGCUGGCGGUAAAAACACAACCGAAAUUCUUCGGGGGCGGACACGUGGAUAUGGUAUUGAUCCCCAAUGCGAGACGGCUACAUCGAACACGCAACCACCCUCAGUGGAUUUAACCGACUUCAAGGACAAGCACUCUAUAGCGAAGUCUCUCGGAUGCACCGAUGUCUAUCAACCAGAAUACCUUCGCUUGAACGAAUCUACAGCACCACCGCAGGGCCCGUCUUCCGUCGAAUCCCCAGACACAUUUCUAUCUGGCAGGCUGGCCGAACCAUGCGCAAAGACGUUCAUCAUGGGCUGGGGUCGAACAUCGAACGGCAGCGACGCCAAUGGCACCGUGGAGUCUGGCUUCGUGCUCUGUUAUCCUCGCUUCCGCACUGCCUUGUUUGACGUCACGAUCAACACCGAAGGUCACGUCCUCGAAUACGAAAAGGCCAGCGAGAUGGAGUACGGCCUCGGUUACCCUGGCUUCACUAACCAGACAGACAACCUUAUCAUUGUUUCGAACAACAUCAUCGCUAAAGCCGAGGGGCGCUGGCAUAACCACACCUUCACCCGCGACUGGAUGAGCGAACUCAUCAGGCUGGAAACGAACAGUUCCGAUUUUGUCGACCCCCUCCAGCCCCUGCCGAGCCCGGAAACCAUGCUCAAUCACGUGGGCCCGAUGUACACACGUCUCUUCGCCCUGUUCCUCGGCCUCAACUCCUUCAUCUUUGAUAAUGAUACCUCUGCCGAGCCGGCCUUUGAAGGCCAGCGAUGGGCCCGUGAGACGCGCAUCUUUAUGUCCGAACCUGCCUUCAUCGUCAGUACGACCAUCCUCAGCCUCAGCCUCGUCGUCGCCGCCGUGCUCUACGGCUGGUCCAUCGUCUUCUUCUUGCCACGGAUGCCGACAAACAUCGCCUCCGUGCUGGCCUACGUGGCGGCCAGCACGGCCGUAAGGGAGUGCAGCCCCAAGCAGUACGAGUCUCCCACGUUUAGUUUCGGGAGGUACAUCGGCGUUGACGGGAGGGCGCACGUGGGCAUCGAUGCGGACCCAUCGGUGGUGCCGAUACAGCUUGAAUCGUUGAGGAAAGGCAACACCAAUCCUAGGCGAAGCUGGUUGGGGAGACUGAGAAAACGCCACAUAGGAGAACACGGGGCUGGCGAUACGUGGCUGUGA
This is a messenger RNA of Verticillium alfalfae VaMs.102, 3573 nucleotides long. RefSeq lists its product as hypothetical. NCBI's taxonomy places the organism in Eukaryota, Fungi, Ascomycota, Sordariomycetes, Glomerellales, Plectosphaerellaceae. The record is from RefSeq and is a predicted model, not a curated record. The transcript is spliced from 4 exons. The coding region runs from base 1 to 3573 and encodes 1190 amino acids.